Propithecus coquereli (Coquerel's sifaka) is the source of this 1232-nucleotide messenger RNA. RefSeq names its product transcription factor B1, mitochondrial (gene TFB1M). Gene Ontology annotation, molecular function: rRNA (adenine-N6,N6-)-dimethyltransferase activity; mitochondrial transcription factor activity. Bases 22 to 1059 code for a protein of 345 amino acids. Lineage: Eukaryota; Metazoa; Chordata; Mammalia; Primates; Indriidae. Gene Ontology annotation, biological process: rRNA methylation; transcription initiation at mitochondrial promoter. The record is from RefSeq and is a predicted model, not a curated record. The transcript has 7 exons. Gene Ontology annotation, cellular component: mitochondrial matrix.
GUGCGGUGUCGGUUUGGGCCCAUGGCUGCCUCUGGGAAAUUCAGCACUUUCCGUCUCCCGCCGUUGCCCACCAUCCGAGAAAUCAUUAAGUUAUUCAGGCUGAACGCAGUGAAGCAGCUAUCCCAGAAUUUUCUCCUGGACUUGAGGCUGACAGAUAAAAUUGUAAGGAAAGCUGGCAAUCUGACAAAUGCUUAUGUUUAUGAAGUGGGCCCUGGGCCAGGGGGAAUCACAAGAUCCAUUCUUAAUGCCAACGUUGCUGAACUUUUGGUAGUUGAAAAGGAUACUCGAUUCAUUCCUGGAUUAAAGAUGCUUUCUGAUGCAGCACCUGGAAAACUGAGAAUUGUUCAUGGAGAUGUGUUGACAUUUAAGAUAGAAAGGGCUUUUCCAGAAAGUCUUAAAAGAUGCUGGGAGGAUGAUCCUCCAAAUGUACAUGUUAUUGGAAAUCUGCCUUUUAGUGUUUCAACUCCACUGAUUAUCAAGUGGCUUGAAAGUAUUUCUCAUAGAGAAGGACCUUUUGCUUAUGGCAGAACUCAGAUGACUUUGACUUUUCAAAAGGAGGUGGCAGAGAGACUUACAGCCAACACAGGAGGCAAACAGCGCAGUCGCCUUUCUGUCAUGGCCCAGUACCUCUGCAACGUCCAGCACAUCUUUACAAUUCCGGGUCGAGCUUUUGUGCCCAAGCCAGAGGUGGAUGUGGGCGUGGUGCACUUCACUCCCUUGGUACAGCCCAAGAUAGAGCAGCCGUUCAAGCUGGUGGAAAAAGUCGUUCAGAAUGUAUUCCAGUUCCGAAGGAAAUACUGCCAUCGAGGGCUUGGAAUGUUAUUCCCCGAAGCACAGCGCUUAGAGAGCACGGGCAGACUGUUACAGUGGGCGGACGUGGACCCUACUCUUCGGCCCAGCCAGCUCUCCAUCUCACACUUUAAGAGCCUCUGCGAUGUGUACAGAAAAAUGUGUGAUGAAGACCCACACCUCUUUGCAUAUAAUUUCAGAGAAGAACUCAAGCAAAGUAAAAGUAAAACUCAGGAAAAAGACAAGGACAAGGACAGUUGCAGGCUCUAGCUGCUGCUCUGGAGGCUGGCACCCUGCAAGAUGUUGAUUUUCACAAUGUGGCGCUUUUUAUAUAUGUGUACACUCUUUUGUCUUUAUAGGAUGACAGUAAAAAUACCAAUGACCAGAUGUGACUUAUUUUGCCUUUACUGUACAGCUUGGUAGAGAAAAUAAAUAUCGUCAAA